Molecule: messenger RNA, 558 nt
Organism: Miscanthus lutarioriparius
Lineage: Eukaryota; Viridiplantae; Streptophyta; Magnoliopsida; Poales; Poaceae
Source: the annotation of a GenBank genome assembly
AUGGCGACACCGCGUUCCCCGAGCCCCCGCGGCGACGCGCUCCUGGACUCGGCGCCGCUCCUCGGCGGUGUCGGGCGGCGCCGCGGGGGCGCGCUGCGCCGGCCGUCGCUCCGGGGCGCGGCGCGGCUGCUGCGGCGGGGCGGGAGCCGUCGCUGCUGGUGUGGGAGGCCGCGGCGGAGCAGCUGGAGGAGCGGCAGGCGGACUGGGCCUACUCCCGCCCCGUGGUGGCGCUCGACUUCCUCUGGAACCUCGCCUUCAUCCUCGUCUCUGCCGUCGUGCUCGUGCUCAGCCACGACGAGAGUCCCUCCAUGCCGCUCCGCUUCUGGAUCGCUGGGUACGCCGCCCAGUGCGUCGUCCACAUGGUCUGCGUCGCCAUCGAGUAUCGUAUGCGAUACGGCCAGCGCGGCGGGUCGCCAGUUCCCGCCGACGAGGAGAGUGGAAGUGGUACAUCGUCCUCCUCCAGCGAUGACGACGACAGAGAGCACAGCUCCCGUGGUCGAAGUGGCGACUGCCUCAGUUAUGGGGAACAACAUAUCAAGGGGUGACUGUGACUGUUGA